AAAGUACCUUUGUGUUAGUUUAAUUUGUUGCAAAAAUGUCAACUGACGCAGUUGGUUUUACUAUAACAGAGACCAAAAGAAAAAAAUCCUUUUACGAUGAAGAAGAAAUUGUUAUAAAACCAUCAACUGAGUUAAUUCCUGAUGAAUACAAACACGAUGUUGAAGAAAAUGUGUUAUUGCACAUUUUCAAAACCGAUUACGAUGAAGGAACGGCUGAAGAAUUGUUAGAAGCAGCAAAAUAUAUCAAGUAUAAAGUGAAUAAUGACAAUUUACAUAAUCUCAACACACGGGAAGAAUUUUAUGAAGAUAUUGAGAAAAUUAAAAAAGAAUCGGCCAAUAAAAGUGGCCUUUUUAUGAUUUUUAUCGGCUAUUUUGAAAGAAAACACCCGAAUGGAACCAUCGCUUUCAUGAACGAACGCAAAAACAACUACCUUCAAGUGAAAGAGAUUUGGAACACGUUUUCGGCGAAUAAUUGUCCGGAAUUGAAGAAUAAACCCAAAAUUUUCAUGUUUUGUGUCUCAGGGGCCCCAUAUGCCGUCCAAUCGGACGCUUUGAGACACCGAAGUAUGGCUUUUGAAAAAGUCUACGACUUUCCCGCCGAAUCUGACAUGUUAAUAGUGUAUAAAAAAGUCGAUGAUGUCUCCCCACACGUGCAGAUAUUUCUUAGUAAUUUCAGCCAAAACAUGAGAAAUCACAGCAAAAAAUACGACAUUAUCGAUUUGGUGAGUCACAUCAACGAGGAGAAUUCCCGACAUGUCCCUUUGAUCAUUUCCACACUGACUCGAAAAUUUUAUUUGACUCCGAAUGUGGAGCGGGAGCAUUUUUUGUCCGUUGUUGAGAAUACGAGUAGUGUGCAAAACGAUCUUCAGAAGAUUAAGGAAGAUUUGGAGAAGUUGCAUCACGAGCUUCAGAAAAAGAAGAAAAUGUUUGGGUUUAGUUUCAAGAAGAAGAGCGAAGAUAGGCCGAACAUUGAGACAAGGAGUGAUAAAGUGGAACAAAGGAGAAGUGUGAAAUCGGGGGAAGUACAGAGGGGGAGGUUGAGUGGCACUCCAAAGAGUCCAAAACCGGUUUUAAGAUCGAGAAAGCCGUCUGAAACCGAGGGAGAGGAGAAGAAGAAACCGAUGUGGAGGUUUUAAGAUUUGUAACUAGUCGUUAUCUUGCAUAAAUAAAAUAUGAGUAUUUUUCUUCAA
Messenger RNA from Tribolium madens (black flour beetle), 1190 nucleotides. RefSeq lists its product as uncharacterized. Gene Ontology annotation, biological process: proteolysis. Gene Ontology annotation, molecular function: cysteine-type endopeptidase activity. The coding region runs from base 36 to 1136 and encodes 366 amino acids. The transcript is spliced from 4 exons. NCBI's taxonomy places the organism in Eukaryota, Metazoa, Arthropoda, Insecta, Coleoptera, Tenebrionidae. The record is from RefSeq and is a predicted model, not a curated record.